AUGGCCAGGGAGGAGAAGGAUGUCAAAUGGUCACAUAGAUGGAAUUAUGUGAUGGAUUCACUGAACCAUAAUAAUCUUAACUUGUUCAGUAUCAUGAAUUCUGGUUUGAUUACCGCAUUUUUCACUGGUGGCAUUACUAUAUUGUCAUACAAGGUGAAGGCAUCCAGGAACAAAAAUGAAGAAAGUAGUGGUUGGCCACAAAUAAAAGAAGACGUGUUCCGUACUCCAUUGGGAUAUUUAGCCAUAUCAGUAAUUGUUGGUAAUGGUGUACAGGUCAUUAUAACAACUUUGCUUGUAAUAUCAUUUGCUACACUGGGUACCAUAUCUCCUGCUAAUCCCGGAAGUAUAUCCAUGACAAUAUUAAUUGGCUAUGUUACAUUGGGAAGUUGUCCUGCUGGUUACACAACGGCUAAACUCUAUAAAAUGUGGGGCGGUGAGCAUUGGAAAUUGACAACAGCAUUGACAGCUACAUUGUUACCAGCAAUGGCCAUAUUUCAGUUAUUAUUAUGUAAUAUCAUAUUUGUUGUGACUGGCAGUUCAUCUGUGUUGCCUUGGACAACAGGAAUAGCAGUCUUAUCCAUUUGGAUUUUUGGCAAUGUUCCAUUGGUCGUCUUUGGUGGAUUCUUUGCACAAAAACAGAAGAGAGUUUGGCACCCAGUUCCACCAUCUGAUAUUCGUCGAUUCAUGCCAUCAAGAGCAUGUUAUCGUAAAAUUGCCGUUCUAAUUAUCAAACUAUUUUGUGGUGCCAUUCCAUUCAGUGUUAUCUUCAUACAGCUGUUUUUUAUAUUGAAUUCACUGUGGAAUAAUCAGAUCUAUUAUUCAUAUGGAUAUCUGGCAAUACAAGUUGCUAUACUAUGUGUACUGUGUGCUGAAAUCUCCAUUGUAUUCACAUACCUGCAACUCAGUGCUGAGAAUUACAGAUGGUCAUGGAAUUCUUUCAUCACCACAGGAUUCGGUGCUGUAUAUUUCUUUGUUUAUUGUGUUUAUUUCUACAUUAACAAAACCGAGGCACAAGAUCCAUUCAGUUUCGUCAUCUACUUUAGCUAUACCAGCCUGAUGGCAAUUGUAUUCCUCCUAUUCACAGGUUCUAUUGGCUUCAUAGCUGCUCUAGUAUUUGUUAGAAAGCUAUACAUGCCAUAUGCCACGGAAUAUUAUCAAAAACCUCUCAAUCGAGUUGUAGCAAAAGAAUUAAAGGAUGUGGAAGCUAACGUUGAAAUUUUAGAAACAAUUGAGCAAGAGGCUGAAGAAGUUAAUCUCACUGCUGAAAACUUCAAACAUCACCAACCAGCUGAAGAAGAAGAAAAACUUUUAGCUUAAGGGAGGAUGGUAGUAAAAUGCGUUCCUGAACCAUGUUAUAAACAUGGAGCAGUCAUGUCACAUGACACAGACAAAUGUUUAUUAGGACAAAUAAC
Saccoglossus kowalevskii is the source of this 1412-nucleotide messenger RNA. RefSeq names its product transmembrane 9 superfamily member 2-like. Lineage: Eukaryota; Metazoa; Hemichordata; Enteropneusta; Harrimaniidae. The record is from RefSeq and is a predicted model, not a curated record. Gene Ontology annotation, biological process: protein localization to membrane. Gene Ontology annotation, cellular component: membrane.